GUGAGGUUUGAAGGGGGAAACACACACAGAUCCUCUCAGUGAUGGGCUGUACAGGAUGGAGGCUCCUCUGGCUGGCCUGCUUGGCAUCCACUUUUCUUCAAUAUGGUGCAGUCCGGGUGACCAUGGGGGAGUCUGGUGUGGAGGUUGUGCAGGGAGAUUCUGUCACACUGCCCUGUUCAUUCUUCACCAUGAUGCCCUUGUUCAGACUCAGCAUCAUCUGGACUCUGACCCCGCUCUCAGACCCCGACUCCCCCAUGCAGGUGAUCGUGUAUGAUCAUGGACAGGUGAUUGAAAGUCCUUCAUUCAUGGGCAGGGUGGGAUUUGUGGGAAUGCCCUGGAGCGCGGACAUCAUUUUGAACUACACGCGUGUCUCUGACGCUGGAGUCUAUCGCUGUGUGGUCAGCAACCCACCUGAGACUGGAGACCCUGGCAUAGGAGAGCUCAGCCUCACUGUUUUGGCACCUCCGUCUCUUCCUGUGUGUCUAUGGGAAGGGGACACCGACGCUGGAGGCAAUGUGCUACUGUCCUGUGUGGUGGCGGAGGGCUUUCCUACUCCACAGGUGAUCUGGGAAAAGCUAGAACCGGAUAAGAUGACACUGCCAGUGAACAAGGAUGGGGACACGAUGGGCUCGGUGCACAUUGCCAAUGUGUCUGCGCAGACCUCUGGCCUCUACCGCUGCUCAGUGACCAACCCACUGGGAACCCAGCACUGCUACAUUAACCUGUCUGUCUACACACCUCCGGAUAAUUCUCCUGGCAUCCUGCAGGGGGUGCUGUUGAGUCUCUCCAUGGCCCUGCUCCUGCUGGCUCUGAUGGUGCUGGUGCUGUGGCUCCACCGUUCGGCACAGGAGAGCAAAUGGAGGAACAGCCAUGAGGAAGAUGAGUGCUAUAAUGAGAUCAAAUACACACCCUCUCUCAUUAAACGCUCUUUUGUUUGAGACAAGGACAGGAAGUGAUCAUCUGGAUCAUUGCUGCACUAAUCUAUUGUGAAGGCCAGUUUGUGUCAAAGGGGAGAACAUUGGCUAAAUAAAGCACAGAUUUAUACUUUUUCUGAUAAAUAAUCCUUUGUGGUCCAGUGCUUUUUAAGUGCUUAAAUGCAUUAAAGUUACCCUAAAGACUACAGUCACUAUUGUAA
Sinocyclocheilus grahami is the source of this 1135-nucleotide messenger RNA. Its product is annotated as immunoglobulin superfamily member 11-like. NCBI's taxonomy places the organism in Eukaryota, Metazoa, Chordata, Actinopteri, Cypriniformes, Cyprinidae. The transcript has 6 exons. The record is from RefSeq and is a predicted model, not a curated record. Bases 42 to 938 code for a protein of 298 amino acids.